UAACGGCAACCAACGAGACAGACCACGUUAUCGUCCUUAGUAACAGUUCCCUGGCAACCGGCGCUCAGUGACAAUUGCAUUCAAAGUCCUUCAAUAUCUCCAGGUCUCCCCCCUCACUCACUCUAUUACACUACACAUGCUCAGCUGUGGAUAAACUGCACAUGACACGAGAGAACGGCACAGAUCCAACAGCACAGUGAUUCCCUCUGUGGUUUCUUGGAUCAGAUCUUGAGGAAAGCUUCUUCCUCCACAGUUGGACAGCAUGGGCUCAGGUUCCUCAUCAUACUCCCCCAAAACCAUAUACCUGGACGUGGACGGCAAAGUGCAGAAGGUGUUGUUCAGUCGACACUGCAGCCCAUGUGACAUUAAAGAACUGCUGUGUUCUUCUUCCAAUAUCCCCAGGAACACAGCUGUCAUGCUGGUGGACCCUGAGGGAGCUCUAGUGUCCAUUGAUCCCACGAUGCCCACCAACUCUCCCAGUUCUCUAUACAAAGUGGUUCCUCUGUCCUUUGGCCUGCUCGGAGAGAAAGAAGACAUGUUUCAGAACGUGUUAUCGCAGGUGGCAGAGCAGUUCAGCAGGGCCUUCAGGAUCAAUGAGCUGAAGACUGAAGUGACCAACAGGCUGGCGAUGCUGGAGAAGAGAGUGGAGUUGGAGGGCCUGAAGGUUGUGGAGAUCGAGAAGUGCAAGAACGACCUGAAGAAGCUGAGGGAUGAGAUGACCUCCAGAGGAGGAGGAAGAGUGAACUGCCCGUGUAAAUACAACUUCUCAGACGACGGGAAGAAACUCACCCCCAGGCGAGAUGUUCCCAGCUACCCAAAGUACACACUCUCCCAGGAGACCAUCGAGGCUCUGAAGAAACCCACGUUUGAUGUGUGGCACUGGGAGCACAAUGAGAUGCUCAGCUGCUUGGAGUACAUGUACCAUGACCUGGGCCUGGUAAAGGAGUUCAACAUGAACCCCAUUACUCUCAAACGAUGGCUGCUCGCUAUUCAGGAGAAUUACCGCAGCAACCCCUUCCACAAUUUCCGCCAUUGCUUCUGCGUGAGUCAGAUGAUGUAUGGCAUGAUUCACCUCUGUAACCUGCAGGAAAAGCUCACUCUGACAGACUUGGGCAUUUUAAUGACUGCAGCAGUAUGCCACGACUUGGACCACCCUGGAUACAAUAACACGUACCAGAUAAAUGCCCGCACUGAGCUCGCCGUGCGCUACAAUGAUAUCUCUCCUCUGGAGAAUCACCACUGUGCUGUCGCCUUCCAAAUCCUGGCUCUGCCCGAGUGCAACAUCUUCGCCAAUGUGGAUUCUGAAACCUUUAAACAGAUCCGCCAGGCGAUCAUCACACUGAUUUUGGCCACAGACAUGGCCCGACAUGGAGAGAUCCUGGACUCCUUCAAGCACAAAGUGGACAAUUUUGAUUUCACCAAUGAGGAGCAUGUGACUUGCCUGAAGAUGGUCCUGAUCAAGUGCUGUGACAUUUCCAACGAGGUCAGGCCCACAGAAGUGGCGGAGCCAUGGGUGGACUGUCUGCUGGAGGAGUACUUCAUGCAGAGUGACCGUGAGAAGUCAGAGGGUUUACCUGUCGCUCCCUUUAUGGACAGAGACAAAGUGACCAAACCCACGGCUCAGAUUGGCUUCAUUAAGUUCGUCCUUAUUCCCAUGUUUGAAACAGUCAUGAAGCUCUUCCCACAGAUUGAGGAAAUCAUGGUGCAACCUCUGCGGGAUUCACGGGAUCACUAUGAGGAGCUGAAGCAGAUUGAUGAUGCCAUGACUGAGGCACAGAAGAAAAAAACUGAAAAUAUGUCAUUAGGAGGAAAGAAGAAAUAAGUUUUGUGGAAAGCUGAGCGCUAACGUGGAUGUUCCUUUCUGACCCGUUUCUGCAGCAGUAGCAGAGCUCCGGUCUGAGGCUUUGCUGAGGAGGUCCAGUUUGAAGAUGAUGAAGAUGGCUGCUCCAUCUGCUGAAUCCAAAGAGGAAGGAGUCUGAGAUGAGAUGCUCGGGCUUUUGGAACAAAGACAACAAAGGUUCUUCCAGAAUAGCUGCAAGAUUACAGACAGCUAGACAAUAGAUUGGACUGAUCAUCACUGUUGUUUUUUCAUGUGGCCUCCUGGGGCAUUGUGGGCAUAUACAAAUAUAUCAGUAUGUUUUUAUUUUAUUCUUCUUUUUCUUUUAUCGUUUGUGCUGUGUUCUUCCUCCAGCACUUUGUGUGCGGUGCAUGGGGAGUAAGUCUCUUGAGUCUCUUAUACUUUAUAGAGAGUUUUUACAUGAACAGAGUUUCUAAUUAAACAUCAUGAAGUCAGUGCAGAUCAAUAGUUAACUCUUCACACUUUACAUUAAGUGUUGACUAACUAACAUUAAAUUAAUGAAUUAAUGCAUUAGUUACCGUGAAUAAGACAUGAGGUAAUACAUACAUUAACAAUGCUUAGAUAAUGUUAAUUAAACACGGAAAAAAACAGCAUUAAUUAAUAUUAUUUUCACAUGAAAUGUAGAUGAACUAACAUUAGAAGUAAAGCAUUUGUUAAAAUUAACAAUAAAUCUUACACUUCAUAAUUGUUCAGUAAUUGUUAAAUAUUUAUUAAUUAAAUAUUAGUUAUAAAUAUAUUAUAACACUUAUGCAGUGGUAGCCAGUUUUUAUUUGUAUUUAAUAAUGUCUGUUA
This is a messenger RNA of Astyanax mexicanus (Mexican tetra), 2650 nucleotides long. It is a transcript of the gene pde9ac, whose product is annotated as phosphodiesterase 9ac. Gene Ontology annotation, biological process: cGMP catabolic process. Bases 263 to 1822 code for a protein of 519 amino acids. Gene Ontology annotation, molecular function: 3',5'-cyclic-GMP phosphodiesterase activity. The record is from RefSeq and is a predicted model, not a curated record. Lineage: Eukaryota; Metazoa; Chordata; Actinopteri; Characiformes; Acestrorhamphidae. The transcript has 20 exons.